Molecule: messenger RNA, 3126 nt
Organism: Anopheles bellator
Lineage: Eukaryota; Metazoa; Arthropoda; Insecta; Diptera; Culicidae
Product: protein distal antenna-like
Exons: 1
Coding region: 1-3126 (1041 amino acids)
Molecular function (GO): DNA binding
Source: RefSeq, a predicted model, not a curated record
AUGAUGAUGAUGGCCACAGCAACGAAGGGCAAACGCCCGCUCCGCCACCUGACGGCGACGGACAAGAUCGACGCGAUCCAGCGGAUCCACGACGGCGAGUCGAAGGCGUCGGUGGCGCGCGACAUCGGCGUCCCGGAGUCGACGCUGCGGGGCUGGUGCAAGAACGAGGAGAAGCUCCGCUACAUGUCCCGCCAGUCGGUCGAGAACGCGGAAAAGCUGAGCAACGAGGCGACGGCGGCCGCCCUCACGGCCGCCGCCGCCGAACUGUUCAGCGGGGGGCCGCCCGAGAAGCGCCUCAAGCUCGACUCGUCCCUGUUCGGUGGCAGCGGUGGCGGCGGGAAGCUGAAGUACGACGACGCCACCGCGAGCUUCUACAAAGUGUCGUCCGGCGGCACCGGUCGCGGAUCGCUCAACGGGCUCGAUCUGUCCGGUGGCGGGGGCGGGGUGGACAAAACGUCCGGCGGCGACAUGAUCAUGAACGGGCUGGCGGGCGCGACCGACUUCAGUCAGUUCGCCAAAACGGCCGCCGAGAUAUCGGCGCUCAGCAAAUCGAGCAAGGCGGCGGCGGCCGCGGCGGCCGUUUACGGAGCGGAUCUGUCCAAGCACCAUCACCACCACCACCACCACCAUGGGGGCGAUCCGACCAAAUCGGACCACCACCUCUCGAUGGCCGCCAUCAGCCCGCUGACCAGCCUCAGCCACCUGUCGGGCAUGUCGGGGCUCGGUCAGAGUCCGCUGGCGCUGAGCUUCAACGACAUCGCCACCAACCUGAACCUGAUCGCGCAGCUCAACAACAACCACAGUCUCGCCACCAUGUCCAGUCUGGCGGGCGGGCUGAACACGGCGGCUGCGGCAGCCGCCGCCGCCCAGUCCCUGCGCAGUGUUCGCCCGAAGGGCAGCGGCAGUUCGGCGGCUAACAACGGCACCAACAACCAUCACCACAGCGGCGGGGGCACCCGUGGAGGUAAUGGCCUUCAGGACGGUGGCCUCGGUGGCGGAGGCAACGGCGGCAACCUGUCGAAUGGUGGCGGUGCUGGAGAUAAAGGUUCCGGUGGCCGCGACGGCGGCGGCGGCGGCAACGGUGGAUCGUCCUCCAACAACGCAGCCGUUCCUUCCCUGACCGUGCGCAACUUGGCGAAACUGCAGCAACAGAAAAGCAGCGGAGCGUCGAGCGGCAGCGGCGGUGGCGGCGAUCAGCAACAACAGCCCUUCGGUAACGGUAUGCUUCAUCAGCCACACGCUGGCUUAGCUAGUUUGUCUGAGCAGUUCAGAAACUCCACUUCUACUGCCACCACUACCACCACCAACAACAACCAACACCAUCACCACCACCAUCACAAUCCCGCUACAACUACCACCAAUCCUGCUUCCGUAGGUCGCGAUCCGAACGCUCCCGUCGACGAUGCGCUCUGGUACUGGCUGAAGUCGCAGCAGGCCGUGCUUGGGCUGAACAACCUCUACUCCUCGCUACCACGCGCCACCACCAACAGUCCCCCGACGCCACCGCCUCCGGCACCGGCCUCCGCACUGCUGACAACGGUCGGUGCGAGCGGGUGUGCUUCGCCAACGCAGCUGCCCCCCUCGGUGCACACGCCUCCACCGCUACCACUGGGCAGUGGAGGAGGCGGUGGUGUGCCGCUCGUAAGCACCCCACAACCCACACCCCCCUCGUCUGCACCUUCACUGACACCGGAGGACACGAAGAACUCGUCCUGGUUCUGGCAGUGGUACAAAUCGUUCGGUGCAUCGCUCAUGCCGGGCGGGGCAGCAGCCGGUGGCGGUACCGGGACCGGUGACUCCAAGCAGCAGCAGCAGCAGAACCACCACAGCAUCAACAACAACUCGAUUAGCCAGCAGAACAACAAUCAGAAGUCAGCGGCAGCGGCGGCGGCUGCUGCAGCGGCCGCAGCCAACGCGUCCCUGGCCGCGUACGAAAACAUUCUCUACUCGCAGCUCACGAAGGGAUCGGCGGCGAACAGUGCGAGCGAUACGCUCAACAACAACCACCACCAGGUCCUGGGCGGCCAUCAUCAUCAGCCCCACGGAAUGGGCCAUCUAGCCGGCGGUGGCGGUGCCAGUGUCGCUGACGACGGGCCAAUGGAUCUGAACCUGAGCAGUUCGGAAGCGAAACCAGAGGACCUGUCGAAUCAUCAUCACCACCACGGUGAUCGGGCGAAGGAUAACGGGGUGAUGGGCAACGGGGAUGAGCGCCGCUCGCGGUACAAUCCUAGCCCCUGUUCGACAACCGCUUCCUCUCUACACAGCAUCGAGCAUCAGCCGUCCGACGAAGAGGAUGAUCGAGCGGAGCUGCUGAAGGAAUCGUCGCUGCCAGCCGUUACCGAUCGCGAGCAGGACGAAGACUCGAUGGCCGGUGACGAAGGCGACGACGGCGACUCAAGUUUGGGCCGCAAAGAAGGAUCACCGAUAGCGGCUAGGCACAGCAUCACGAAUGGCGGCGAGGAGGACAUUCACGAGCAGUCGACCGACGCUCGGGAGCCCCGCGAUGGCGACGACGGCGAAGGCGAAGACAAAGAGUCGUGUGGUGGCGAUCGCCGUGAUCCAGGCGCUGAUCGGUCGGGUGAUAUCGAAAACGACAUCCACUCGGAGGAUGCUGCUGUAUGCGAGGAGGAAAGGACGGGACUGUUCGGUGGUAGCAACAGCAUCGAUCGCUGUUCGAUCACUCCACAGUCGUUACCGCGAGGAUCAUCCACCAGCCCGGUGCCAAGUGGUGGCAUGCUCAACGGUGUCGAAACGGCAAGAGACGACGACCUGAAGAGUAGCGAUCUGGAGUCGGACGACUCGAACGUGCAACAUCCGACAACGACGACGACAACGGACCGGUCCCCGGGAGCACCCGAGUCGUCGCCCGUGAUGGCCUCCUCGGUAGCCGUAGCCGACAUCCGCAACCUGGCCGACGCCGUGGAGCACGGUGAAAAGUUCCUCAAGUGGCUCGAAGCGUGUAGCGACCCGAACGUAACCGCCAUGCAGGUGGUACAGUUUAAGUAUCUGCUCAACAGCAUCAAGCUGAGCGCCGAGCGGCAACAGCAGAACGCCACGAUCGCCGGAGUGUACGGUGGUGGAGGAGUGGUGUCGGAGGAGCGAACGCGCAUCCGAAAGCGCAAGUAA